This is a messenger RNA of Vespa velutina, 2677 nucleotides long. RefSeq lists its product as uncharacterized. The record is from RefSeq and is a predicted model, not a curated record. Bases 44 to 1747 code for a protein of 567 amino acids. NCBI's taxonomy places the organism in Eukaryota, Metazoa, Arthropoda, Insecta, Hymenoptera, Vespidae. The transcript has 8 exons. Gene Ontology annotation, molecular function: protein binding.
AAAAGCAUGCGCGUAUGUAUUACACGUAAAUUCGUGAAGAAGGAUGUCCUACAGAUAUUUAUACGUUGUCCUCAGUUUUAUUGUAAUUUUUCACGGUAUAAACGGUGAAAUUUCUGUAAAAAAAAAUGAAAAACAUAUCGAUACCGCGAAUAAUUACGACGCCUGUUUUGAAAGUUUCGACGUCCACACUAAUAAAAUCAUUAAAACCGAAGAUUCAUGUGAUCUUGGUGCAAAAUAUUUAAAUGUAAUGGAUCUUGAAUCUAGAGAAGACUGUUUUAAAUAUUGUUGUAAUACAGAUAAAUGUGAUGUCUUUAUAUUUGAAGAAAAAAAACCAGGAAGUUGUUACUUGUUCGAAUGCGGACCACUUGAAGACUUCAAAUGUAAAUUUACCAAUCAUGUUAAUUACACAAGUGCAGUACUUACCAAUUACAAUAUACGCAAUCAUGCUCAAUUGGAAGAAGAAAUUCAAAUUUCUCGACAUGAACACGAGUUAAAAUCAUUAAGAAAACUUUCCAAUGUUCCACCGGUUGAGUAUGCUGCUACAGAACACACUGUAAAGCCAAGUGUUACUAUAACAUCGAGUCCAAUUUUAACAACACCGCCAGCUAAACGAGGUUGCAGUCAUAAUCAAUACGAGUGUCGUUCAACCGGAGAUUGUAUAGCAAUAUACAAUGUUUGCGAUGGUAUUCCACAAUGUGCUGAUGGUUCUGAUGAAGCAGCAGACCUUGUAUGUCCUACUGAAAAGCCAACUGUCUCAGCUUCGGUAGUGAUACAAGGACCAUCCCCGCAAUUACCAUCUAAUGUUAUGAAUUAUCAUCAAAUAAUCAAUCAACGCAAAGAAAUUUAUCCUCGUGGCCCAGAGAAUAAUCCAAAGCCAUGGGAAUUAUCAAAUUUAGCGCAUCAAGUAUUGUCGCAACCGCAAAAUCUUUUAUAUCCAGUACAAAUGGAAAAAAGCUUUGGUUCGCCAGCUUAUCAGUGGGAUUAUCAACCAAUAUAUGAACAAAACAAAGAUUCCUAUGUCCCAGGAAAUUCUUAUCAUGGACAAAAUAAUUUUAAUGCAUAUGAUCAAAACCAGCCUCAUAGUUUUAAUAACAAAGGACCUAACGUUAUAGGAGAACCUGAUGUAGACGGUAAUGUUUACGCAGAUUCGAAAAAUUCUUAUCCAUCACACUUUUCGUUAACACCUAACAAAGGAAUGUGGCAAGAGGCUCAAGUUCAGUUAGUACCAUCAAUAACACCAAAUCUUCCACAAAAAUUAGACAAUUACUUAAGUAAAGAUACAAAGAAUACAGUAUCACCACCUUGUGAGACAUCGGUACAACAUACUGAUACAUUAAUUAAAGAGAAAGAGCACGGUAAAGUAGAUAAAAAGAAACAGGAAGAAACAUCAAAUAUUAAAAUAGAUAAACAUAAUACAGAAAAAUCGAAUACAACAAAAAUUGACGUUUCCAAACAAAAUCAUGGACAUAAAAGUGAAUUAACAGAUCAUAAAAAUAUAAUUUUGGAGAAUCGUGAAAAAGAACAUGAAAAAAGUGCUGUAGUUGCAGAGUAUCUUCAACAAACAAAUGACAAUGACAAUCUAAGACCAAAAGGUGCAAUAAUUUCCUUGGCAUUAGGAUUAAUAACUACAGCUAUUACUGCUGCAUUAAUAGCUUAUCUAUUACGAAGAGUAAAAAGACGUGGACAUCGUGGACACGGACCUUAUGCUCACGAUCCUGAUUAUUUAGUUAAUGGAAUGUACCUUUAAUUAUAUUAAAACAAGUUUACUGAUAGCUCCCUAUAAUUUUACUAAUCAUAUAAUGUUAAUAUGUUUCCAAAUUUCAUUAAUUUCAUUCGAUGAAUUUUCAAUUUCAAUGACGCGUAUUGUAGUAAAGAAUAAAUCAUUGUUAAAAAAGAAGAUUGUAACAAAUAGAAUAUUUUACAUUUGUAAUCAUAUGUAAUGUUUUUAAAUGUUUCAAUUUCAUCAUUUUAUCUCGUACUUCUGAAAAUGAUGAAUGAUAGACAAUUUAUUACAUUUAUGUGAAAAAAACCUUCUUUACAAAUAUGAUUAGUAUUACAAAUAUAAUUAAUAUUACAAAUAUAAUUAGUGAAGAAAUUUAGUAAAUCUUUGUACUGAAAUAUUAUUUUUUAAUGUAUUAACAAGACGAUGUAUGAUAAAUGAUACAAAACAUUCACUUUGAUUCAUAUUUGUUAAAUAUUUUUUCAUUAUAUACUGUUUAUUACCUGAGGCAUCUUAUAUUCAAACAGCACGAAUCUUAAAAUUAUAGGACUAAUAGUUAUACUGAAUGUUUUCUAUUGUUAUUAUACAAAUGUUCUGUUAUUUCUUUCUCCUUUUUUCUUUUUCUUUUCUUUUCUUUUUCCUUUUUUUUUUAUUUUUUUUAUUUCUUUUCUGAAUAUAUCUUUGAAAACAUAGGCCAAUAUGUUUAGGUGUAAUCCAUCGUUAAUACAAUGUUGUAAAUAUAUAAUUCAUACAAGCAACGUGCGUAAUCAUGCAUUAUUUUACAUAAUAUGUUAGUUCCUUACAUUUUAAAUAUACAUGUUCAUUAUAAAAGAGACGUGCAUAUAUCGAGAUUACUUUAAUAUAUAUUUUAUAUUAAAGAAAAAGGAUAUACUUUGGAAAAGUAUCUAUGAUGUUCAAAUAAGAAUACAGUGCUUUAUAUAAACAGUGUUACGAUUA